GGGCGGUCUGCACGUCGCCCCUCCCCGCUGUGUGCACCGCACUCGGUGAACACGGAACUGGUACUCCAUCUCUGCAGACACAAGAGGGAAGGUGAAACGCUGAAGACAUUAUCGUUUUGGACUGACUGGCGUUUGUGUUGUCAUUAACGAUGUUCCGCUUGCGGGCAUUGUCCGCAGUUUCGGUGGGGCUAACGCAGUUGACCCGCCGUUACAACAGUGGGGCUGUGCGAGGGUCUGGCCAGAGGAGGCUGAAGCUGGCUGCCCUGGCUGGGGUCACUGGUGUGUCUGCCAGUGCUGGACUGCUCUGGCAAAGAGCAAAUAAUGAGGCGGGGCCUUCCGUUCAACACUUUGAGCAAACAGCCGGAGAGGGGGUGGAUUUCGUGAAGGAUGCCGAUGCCGAGACGGAGUCGGAGAAAUCGGUAGAGGCCAGCAGCGGAGACGAAGAAAUAACGGAAGGCGGUGAGGAAAAAAAAAAGAAGCAACGCUCUGGAUUCCGUGACCGCAAGGUGAUGGAGUAUGAGAACAGGAUAAGAGCCUACUCAACCCCAGACAAAAUAUUUCGCUACUUUGCCACGCUGAAGGUCAUCGGCGAGCACGGUGAUGCUGAGGUUUACAUGACGCCGCAGGACUUCAUACGCUCCAUCACUCCUAACGAGAAGCAGCCUGAGAGUCUAGGACUGGAUCAGUUCAUUGUGAAGCGCUAUGAUGGAAAGGACUUCUGGCAGACGGAGAAGAUCGCCCAGGAGAGGGAGAAGUUUGCAGACGAGGACAGCAUAUUUUUCUCAUUGGGAGAAUGUGGCCUUAUCUCCUUCUCUGACUACAUCUUCCUCACCACCGUGCUGUCCACUCCCCAGAGGAACUUUGAGAUUGCAUUCAAGAUGUUUGAUCUGAACGGGGAUGGAGAGGUGGAUCUGGAGGAGUUUGAACAGGUCCAGAGCAUCAUCCGGUCCCAGACCAGUAUGGGCAUGCGACACCGCGACCGCUCUACCACAGGAAACACGCUGAAGACGGCCGGCUGCAGCUCUGCUCUCACCACGUACUUCUUUGGAGUAGACCUGAAGGGAAAGCUCACCAUCGGCAGCUUCCUGGAGUUUCAGAGGAAACUUCAGCACGACGUGCUCAAACUAGAGUUCGAGAGGAAUGAUCCUGUGAAAGGCAAAAUCAGCGAGAGACAGUUUGGGGGCAUGCUGCUGGCAUACAGCGGCGUCCAGUCCCGUAAACUCAAGCAGAUGCAGAAGGGCUUGAAGAAGAUGUUUAAGGAUGCACAGGGCAUCACAUUCGAGGAGGUGGAGAAUUUCUUUACUUUCCUAAAGAACGUGAACGAUGUGGACACGGCGCUGAGUUUCUACCACAUGGCCGGAGCCUCCAUAGAUAAAGUUACCAUGAAGCAAGUGGCCCGCACCGUGGCCAAGGUGGAGCUGUCGGACCACGUGUGUGACGUGGUGUUCGCUCUGUUCGACUGCGACGGGAAUGGAGAGCUGAGUAAUAGGGAGUUCAUCGCCAUUAUGAAGCAGCGGCUAAUGCGUGGGCUGGAGAAACCCAAGGACAUGGGCUUCACCCGGCUGGUGCGUGCCAUGUGCAAGUGUGCCCAAGACACCGCCUGGGACUUUGCCGUACCAAAGUCAUAAAGAGACGGAGGGCUAAGUGUGCGCAGGAGAUGGACGGCGUGUGAAUAAAGCAACAACACCAGUAGCACCAACAGGUCUCCACGAUACAAACACAUUAAUGCAAUGAACUCAUUAGGACUGCAGAGGGGCUUCAUCCACCGUAAACGCAUGUCGCUGUAGUUCAAAACAUCAAUAAGGUGACUGAAGCGACUGAAGCAUGCUGACUCAGCGCACCGUUUCCUGAAAACGCUUCUCUAGCAUGCCUGUCCAAGGCAUCAUGGGUAUGUUUUAAAAUAUACAAGGUUUGUACGUUUAUUUUUGCCAUAUUCUAUUUAGAGGAAUGCAGUGUCAGCAGGUAUGACCCUUAAGUCAAAUGCUAAAAACAGCACUUUUAUAUCUGCAUUCAACACAUUUUACUGAAGAAACAGACAGGAAGUGGAAUUAAACUUCAGCUGUAUAAAUGCGGCAGUAUGUCCAUUCUAUACCAAAAACAGACCCUUAGUUAUUUCUUUGCUGGGGCAGAGGUCAGUGAUCUUGUUAGCAUCUCUUCAUUCAGUCUGCUAGCUCCAGCUGCAUCUUCAUUCUGUCCCAUAAAAGAUCAAUAAUGCUCAUCCUGCUCUACAAUGUACUGUUCAAAGUGUGUAUUUUUAAUUAUGAUUUCCAACUGAAACACUUUAUAUGAGAUGGAUGUUAAAAUAAAUGCUAUAUUAAAGAUGUUUUUAAUAAUGAA
Molecule: messenger RNA, 2337 nt
Organism: Trematomus bernacchii (emerald rockcod)
Lineage: Eukaryota; Metazoa; Chordata; Actinopteri; Perciformes; Nototheniidae
Gene: micu1
Product: mitochondrial calcium uptake 1
Exons: 14
Coding region: 150-1628 (492 amino acids)
Biological process (GO): mitochondrial calcium ion homeostasis; calcium import into the mitochondrion
Cellular component (GO): uniplex complex
Molecular function (GO): calcium ion binding
Source: RefSeq, a predicted model, not a curated record